Messenger RNA from Striga asiatica, 1575 nucleotides. The record is from the annotation of a GenBank genome assembly. Lineage: Eukaryota; Viridiplantae; Streptophyta; Magnoliopsida; Lamiales; Orobanchaceae.
AUGUCGAGUGCGUGUGAGAGUGAAGAGGUUUUCUAUGAUAGUGUGGAUCAAUUAGUGCCUGAGGAUUUGGUGUGUGGAAAUUCAGAGUAUGACAUGUGGUUGAGUGAGCCAGAGUGCGUGAUAAAAAGAAGGAAGAAUUUUCUAUCAACAAUGGGGUUUGUAGAGAGUUCGGCUUUCGCCGAGGUUGAGGGAAAUUUUAAAUCUCGUGAAACUAUUUCCAGUCAUUGUAGCUUGUCGACUGCCACUGACGAUGCCUUGCUGUUCGAAAGGCAGAAGUCGAAUAGCGAGGCAAAUUGUUCGGGUGCUAAUUCUGAGCAGGAUUGGCUGGACCACAUAAUAAUUGGAAAUCUGGUUCCUAUUGACAAAUGUGAAGUGAAGAAAGAUGAGAAUUGUGUGGGAAAGAGACCCAUCACUAGUGAAAGAAAGACGAAAAAGUUGAGCUGGUUGAGAUACUUGGAGCAGAAAAUGAAGAAAAAUGCAAACUUAUUUAAGGAAUCAAAAUUACAAGGUGAGGCAGAGAAAUUCUGUCGGGUGAAUGUAGAACAUAACUGGAAAAAGUAUAUAGAGUGUACAGCUGUGUAUUCUGGUCAAGAACUCAAAGCCCACGAUGAUUUGAUUCGGGCCAUGAAAUUCAGCCCUGAUGGGCAGUAUCUGGCUAGUGGCAGUGUGGAUGGUGUGGUUUGCAUAUGGCGAGUUGACUCAGUGGAAGCUUCUUCCUGGCCCGGUUACUGCAGUUAUGGUGAAAUGGGAUUGGUUAGUAAGAAAACAAAGGAAGUUCAAGCACCAGUUGUCUUUCCUGAAAAGAUCUUCCACAUUGAAGAAAGCCCAUUGCAUAAGUUUCAAGCACACAAUGGUGAUGUUUUAGAUCUGGCUUGGUCCUCAUCUAAUGGAUUUGUUGUUGGUUCUGUUUCUGGCAGUUGCCGGUUCUAUGAUAUAUCAGGCGAUGAGCUCGUGCUAAAAACAGAGAUAAAUGUCCAAGAAAAAAGGAAAUCAUCUGGUAACAGAAUCACAGGCAUUCAGUUUUUGAAAAAUGGGUCCCAAAGAGUGAUGAUUGAAUCCGAGGGCUCCAAGAUUCGCAUAGUUGAUGGACUCAAGGUUGUGUGCAAGUACAAAGGUCUCCCCAAGUCAGGCUGCCAGCUGUCAGCCUCCUUGACUUCAAGCGGGAGGCAUAUAGUGUCGGCUGGGGAGGAUUCGCGCGUGUAUCUGUGGGCCAUCAGCACAUCCAAACAGCCCAAAAAAUCCAAGCGCUCGUGUGAGACUUUUUUCAAGCGUGGGGGUGUGUCGCUUGUGUUACCCUGGACGCGUCCCGAGUCCAGUUCUACUAUGUGUGGGCCCCACAGAGAAAUGGGAACAUUGUGGGGUUAUAAAUAUUCCAAACAUUUCUCACUCUCGAGCUGCUUCUCGACCAACGGCCGGUAUCGGGCCUGCACGACUUGGCCCGAGGAAAGGCUGCCGCCUCUUUGGGAUUUGUGUGCGAAAGGGAGGGAUGGUUUGUGGGGUCUGGUUUUUGUGACGGCCAAUCAGGACGGCACAAUCGCAACAUUCCAUAACUAUGGUUUGCCAGUUAGAAUGUAA